This is a messenger RNA of Tetrapisispora phaffii CBS 4417, 480 nucleotides long. RefSeq names its product U2 snRNP complex subunit BUD31 (gene BUD31). The coding region runs from base 1 to 480 and encodes 159 amino acids. The transcript has a single exon. Gene Ontology annotation, biological process: mRNA splicing, via spliceosome. NCBI's taxonomy places the organism in Eukaryota, Fungi, Ascomycota, Saccharomycetes, Saccharomycetales, Saccharomycetaceae. Gene Ontology annotation, cellular component: spliceosomal complex; nucleus. The record is from RefSeq and is a predicted model, not a curated record.
AUGCCUCGUAUCAAUCUAAAAACAGCUAAAAAUGCGCCAAAGGGUUUUGAAGACAUCAAAGAGACAUUGCAGGAAUUCCAAGAAGAAUUAGAUGACAUACAGAGUUCUGAGAAGAGCUCGAAGUUGGCAGCAAGAGCCAACGUUUCGCUGUGGGAGAUCAUGAGAAUCCAUAAUGAGCGUUCGAGAUAUGUAUAUAACUUGUUUUACAAGAGGAAAGCUAUAUCAAGAGAACUUUACGAAUGGCUAUUGAAAAACAAAUAUGGUGACAAGUACCUAAUUUCGAAGUGGAAAAAAAAAGGAUAUGAAAAGCUUUGUUGUCUACGAUGUAUACAGUCAGCGGAGACUGUCCAUGGCACGACGUGUAUUUGUAGAGUUCCCAGAGCACAACUUGAGCGUAAUGCAGAAAAGGAUGGUGAUAGCAAAGUAUCUUUCACCCAAUGUGUUCAUUGUGGAUGUCAUGGUUGUUCGAGUACCGAUUGA